CCAAAUGAAAUGAUCGCAUGACUUAAAACCAUUAAGUUAGAAAUUUAACUCGAAUGGCUGCCACUACCUUGCUGUUCAUCGCUGCAUUCUUAUUCUAUUGCCUACACCCUACAGAGGCACAAAUUGGAGUAUGUUAUGGAAAGAUCGGAGACAACUUACCAUCUUCACAAGAUGUUGUGAACUUAUACAAAUCCAAUGGCAUAAAAGCAAUGAGACUCUAUUUUCCUGAUCAAGAUACUCUUCAAGCCUUACAAGGAACAAACAUCGAGCUGAUGUUAGGAGUCGCGAAUGAGAAUAUUGAGUCCUUAGCAUCAUGUUCGUGUGCUGCGAAAAGAUGGGUCCGAAGAAAUGUCCUCCCUUUUGGAUCAUUGAUCAAGUACGUUGUGGUGGGGAAUGAAAUUAACCCAUCUGAUAAACAAGCCUCGUCAGUCUUACCAGCAAUGCAAAAUAUUAUAUAUGCAUUAAACGCGUCUCAAAAUUCAAAUAACUUAAACGAUGAAAUUAAGGUUUCUACGGCCAUUAAUACAAACUUAAUUAAAAACUCGUACCCCCCAUCUAAUGGCCAAUUUCAAGACCUGUCAUAUAUUACCCCAAUAAUAGACUUUUUGAAUAGUAACGACUCGCCUUUGUUAGUUAAUAUUUACCCUUACUUUGCUUACAUCAACGACACACAACAUAUUUCACUUGACUAUGCGUUAUUUAACGCCCCUGAAGUUGUUUUCACCGAUCCUAACAACGGGUUGGACUACAAAAAUUUAUUGGAUGCAAUGGUGGAUUCAGUGUACGCGGCUCUACGGAAGGCAGGAGCGAACCACCCUCGUGUCAUCGUGUCGGAGAGUGGAUGGCCAUCUCGCGGUGGCUCUGCUGCUACAAUGGACAAUGCAAAGGCCUACUAUGAAAACUUGGCCAAUCAUGUGAAGCAGGGGACUCCUUUGAUGGCAGGGCAGCCUAUUGAGACGUACUUGUUCGCGAUGUUUGAUGAGAAUCAAAAACAAGGGGCUAGUAGUGAACGCAAUUUUGGGAUUUUCUAUCCAAAUCAACAAUCUAAGUAUGGACAACUCAACUUCUAAAUGUACACUAUAUGCUUAGAGUAUAAAUAAAAUGUUUGGUUACCAAUUUAUGUUAAAUCUUGGCAUCUAUAUAAACAUUAAUGCUUGAAUAGA
Chenopodium quinoa (quinoa) is the source of this 1163-nucleotide messenger RNA. Its product is annotated as glucan endo-1,3-beta-glucosidase-like. Gene Ontology annotation, biological process: carbohydrate metabolic process. Gene Ontology annotation, cellular component: plasma membrane. The record is from RefSeq and is a predicted model, not a curated record. NCBI's taxonomy places the organism in Eukaryota, Viridiplantae, Streptophyta, Magnoliopsida, Caryophyllales, Amaranthaceae. The transcript is spliced from 2 exons. Bases 54 to 1070 code for a protein of 338 amino acids. Gene Ontology annotation, molecular function: hydrolase activity, hydrolyzing O-glycosyl compounds.